AUGGACCAGCCAUCGCCCGCCGACGGCUACUACAAUCUGGGGGAUUACCGACGGAAUGUGAGCACCACAAAUGAAGAAGCCCAACUCUGGUUUAGUCGGGGUCUGAUUUGGGCGUACGCUUUCAAUCACGAGGAAUCCGUCCGGUGUUUCGAGAAAGUCGUCGAGCUGGACCCGACAUGUGCGAUGGGAUACUGGGGUAUAGCCUUUUCCCUGGGGCCGAACUAUAACAAGCCGUGGCAGCUGUUCGAUGGACAAGAUCUCUCAGCUACCACGACUCGCGCUCAUCGCGCGAUCCUAGAGGCGAAAAAACACGCUCCCGCCGUGACGCCCUUGGAAAAUGCUCUAAUCGGUGCUUUGCAGCACCGAUAUCCGCAGGAACAGCCUGUAGACGACUGUACAGAGUGGGAUAAGGACUAUGCCGAGGCUAUGACAUCGGUGUACAAUGAUAACCCGGAUGACCUCGAUGUGGCCGCGCUGUACUGCGAUGCGCUUAUGAACCUGACACCAUGGGGUAUGUGGGAUAUGGUGACGGGUGAGGCAGCGCCCGGCGCGAAAACCUUCGAAGCAAAGGAGGUGCUAGAUCGAGUUCUCGAGAACGAUGACUCGCUCGAGCAUCCCGGUAUCCUGCACCUCUACAUCCAUCUCAUGGAAAUGUCUCCGACACCGGAAGUCGCCCUGCCGAUAGCUGAAUAUCUGCGCGGUCUGGUCCCCGACGCAGGUCAUCUAGAGCACAUGCCGUCUCAUAUCGAUAUUCUAUGUGGAGAAUACAAACGCGCCGUCACGGCCAACGCCUCUGCAAUCCGCGCAGACGAGAAGUUCCUCGCGAACCAGCCUCUGGGCCAUACCUAUAACGUCUACCGCGCACACGACUAUCACUUCCGGAUGUACGCCGCCAUGCUCGGCGGCCGAUCAAAGAUUGCACUAGAGACAGGCGCCGAGCUAGCGCGCAUCAUCACCGAGUCCCUCCUGCGCAUCGAAUCCCCGCCAAUGGCCGACUGGCUAGAAGGCUUCGUCUCGGUGCAAAUGCACGGCUUCAUUCGUUUCGGUCGCUGGGACGAUAUCAUUGCCCUGAAACUGCCAGCUGAUGCAGAGCUAUACUGCGUCACGACGGCCAUGAUGCACUAUGCGAAAGGCAUUGCGUUCGCCGCUACGAGCCGCGUGCUCGAAGCCGAGGCGGAGCGCGAACGGUUCCUGCGGGCUAUGGAGCGUGUUCCGGCUUCGCGGACGAUCUUCAACAAUCGCUGCGUGGAUAUUCUUCGCGUUGGCGAGGCGAUGCUCGAUGGCGAGAUUGCGUAUCGACGUGGCGAGUACAAUACCGCGUUUUCCUAUCUUCGAGAUGCCGUUAAGCGAGAUGACUCGCUGCCAUACGAUGAGCCAUGGGGCUGGAUGCAGCCCGCUAGGCAUGCGUUGGGGGCUUUACUGCUCGAGCAGGGCUAUGUUGAAGAGGCUGCUGCUGUCUACUCUGCGGAUCUUGGGGUAGACACCUCGCUCCCUCGUGCUUUGAGACAUCCGGGUAAUGUCUGGGCUUCGCAUGGGUAUCAUGAGUGUUUGGUCAAGCUGGGUCGAAAGGGUGAGGCGCGUGCUAUGGGGCCACACCUGAGGAUGAGUCUUGCUUGGGCGGAUGUGCCUAUCAAAUCGUCGUGUUUCUGUCGGCAGAAGACUGGGUGA
This is a messenger RNA of Penicillium bovifimosum, 1668 nucleotides long. Its product is annotated as TPR domain protein. Gene Ontology annotation, molecular function: protein binding. Bases 1 to 1668 code for a protein of 555 amino acids. Gene Ontology annotation, cellular component: intracellular anatomical structure. The record is from RefSeq and is a predicted model, not a curated record. NCBI's taxonomy places the organism in Eukaryota, Fungi, Ascomycota, Eurotiomycetes, Eurotiales, Aspergillaceae. The transcript has a single exon.